UGCUGUCAACAACAACAACAACAACAACUGAAGGCGGCGGUGGGAGUUGGGCCCAGUCUAGGCCUAGAUCGUUGUGUGGUUUUCGAACACCCGCACUUCACCGUAGAAGAAUUCCUGUUUCUGUCACCAUGGCUACAGAGGACUCAGGGUCUCCAUCAAAAUCUGUGUGUAAAAUCAUGACUUUCCAGCCAACAAUGGAAGAGUUCAAGAAUUUUUCGAAAUAUAUUGCAUAUAUGGAAUCUCAGGGUGCACAUAGGGCUGGCCUCGCAAAGGUGAUUCCACCAAAAGAUUGGAAACCUAGAAGAAACUAUGAUAACAUUGACAGCUUGGUUAUUCCUGCUCCAAUUCAACAAAUGGUCACCGGGCAGUCUGGUCUCUUUACCCAAUACAACAUACAGAAAAAACCAUUGACCGUAAAGGAAUUCAGAUGCUUGGCCAAUAGUGAUAAAUACUGUACUCCUCGACACUUAGAUUAUGAAGAUCUUGAACGUAAAUACUGGAAAAAUUUGACCUUUGUAGCACCAAUCUAUGGAGCAGAUGUCAGUGGCAGUCUUUAUGAUGAGGAUGUUGAUGAGUGGAAUAUCAGUCGUUUGAAUACAAUUUUGGAUGUGGUAGCAGAAGAAAGCGGCAUUGCUAUUGAAGGUGUAAAUACACCAUAUUUGUACUUUGGCAUGUGGAAAACAACAUUUGCUUGGCAUACUGAAGAUAUGGAUCUGUACAGCAUUAACUAUCUGCAUUUUGGAGAGCCAAAAUCUUGGUAUGCAGUACCUCCUGAACAAGGGAAGAGGCUGGAACGUCUUGCACAAGGUUUCUUUCCAAAUAGUUCCCAAGGAUGUGAUGCUUUCCUACGUCACAAGAUGACCCUUAUCUCUCCGUCCAUACUCAAAAAGUAUGGCAUUCCUUUUGAUAAGAUUACUCAAGAAGCAGGGCAGUUCAUGAUCACUUUUCCCUAUGGGUACCAUGCUGGCUUCAAUCAUGGGUUCAACUGUGCUGAGUCAACAAACUUUGCCACCAUUCGAUGGCUUGAUUAUGGAAAAAUAGCUAAACAAUGUACCUGCCGGAAUGACAUGGUGAAGAUAUCUAUGGACAUCUUUGUAGAAAAAUUUCAACCAAGCAGGUACACGCUGUGGAAACAAGGGAAGGACGUUCAAACUAUUGAUCACACAAAACCCACUCCAGAAUCAACUCCUGAGUUGGAGGCUUGGCAGAAACAAAGAAAGGCUACACCAAGGAAAUCUGGAAUGUCUUUGAGGAGUCUGUAUCAGUUGAGAACUCGAUCUAAAAAGCUAAAAUCUGUAGAAGAUGAAACAGCAUCAAGCAAGCCUAUGACUAAAGAAGCAACUGCAACCGAAACAUUUGCUAAUGCUACCAAUAUUAAAGAAGAGCCCAGGAGUGGAGCACAGAAAGAACAGACUAGCAAUACAGAAGUAACGAGUACUGAAGAAGAUAGUGUGGUAGCAAUCCAGUUGGAUCAGAAACUCUUGGAUAAAGAUCAGCUACUAGAGACUGAUACCAAUCUUGCCAGCACCAAAUGCAAAAAUAAAGGUAAUGGAAAGAGAAAACUGGAUGACAGUUUAUCACUAACAUCAAUGGAUACAUUUGGUGCAGUCAACAAUUCUUCAGAACGUACAAAUGUUGGCAUUAAAAUGGACAGCAGCACAGCCAAGGAUCCACCGACGUGUAAACAGGAAGAUGCGUUCCAUGAGAAGGCCAAAAUAUGUCAGAAAUCAUUUGAUAAUAUUGCCACAGAUACUGAACAGAGCUGCUGGAAACGACGUGAAACUAGCAGUGUCUCCACAGAGGAGGAAACUAGCGAAACAGAGAGUGGAGAAAAUGGCUUAGAGCCUGGAGAAAUCCCAAGUGUAAUAAUACUUUUAAGAAUAUGUCCAAGAAGUGUCUGUAGUGAAUUAAUGUAUAACUUUUUUUUUCCAUAAUUCAAAUUUAACAAUACAGUAUGGAUAAGAGUUGGUAAAUGUAGUUGGAAAAAUCUGCAUU
Molecule: messenger RNA, 1995 nt
Organism: Rhincodon typus (whale shark)
Lineage: Eukaryota; Metazoa; Chordata; Chondrichthyes; Orectolobiformes; Rhincodontidae
Product: lysine-specific demethylase 4C-like
Exons: 11
Coding region: 129-1934 (601 amino acids)
Biological process (GO): chromatin remodeling
Cellular component (GO): nucleus
Molecular function (GO): histone H3K36 demethylase activity; histone H3K9 demethylase activity
Source: RefSeq, a predicted model, not a curated record